AGGACAACGGUAGCAGACGAAUUGGUGGCUGACAUUCUCUAUUGUGCCGCCACAACAUUAUCCUCUUUAAUAAGCCGAGCAGACCAGCAGGAGAUCUGCCACAUACAUCGUUCCUCCAGAGAUCACUGACUCCAGACAACCAAACUCUUUCGGUCUGUGGUCCUGAAGUUCUUUCUCCGCUCUCGGUGGGCUUUCUCGUCCUCCUGAACGAGUGGAUUUUAUCGGAUUGGGGAAACCAUGGGACUUGGGGUUAGGGGUGCAAGGACUGCGUUCCUGUGUUUAUGGAGGUUAUUUUUACUGCUCUGUGGAGUCUGGACCGCUCGGUCCCAAACGCCAGGGGAUGAGAAGUCGAUGUACUUCUGGGAGACAGGUCCAUGGGGCAGGUGUAUGGGCAACGAGUGCGGUCCAGGUGGGAGUCAGAGUCGGGCGGUGUGGUGCGCCCAUGUGGAGGGCUGGACGACCCUUCAUACCAACUGCCCUCAAUCCACACGGCCGGCCAACCAGCAGAGCUGCUUCCGUGUCUGCGACUGGCACAAGGAUUUGUACGACUGGCAGCUUGGUGCGUGGAACCAAUGUGUUCCCAUAUCUUUGCGCACAGGUAGCGGAUACGCAAGGUUGUGCUCACAAGGAGAAGAGGGCAUCCAAACACGGGAGGUGACCUGUGCGCUCAAGGCCGAUGGGUCGCUGGCCGACGAUGCCAUCUGUGAGUACUUUGAACCCAAACCCAGGCAGGAACAAGCCUGUCUCAUCCCCUGCCCUCAGGACUGCGUGGUGACUGAAUUUACCCCAUGGACCACGUGCUCAAAGACCUGUGGGCUGGGUCUGCAAAACCGUGUGCGCUCCGUUAUGGCGCCCCCACUUUUUGGCGGACUUCCUUGCCCCAAUCUGACGGAGUUCCAGACGUGUGCGCCGAGAGCCUGCGAAGGAAGAGAGACGGUGUUUAAUUUGAGAGUUGGCGGGUGGAGCGAGUGCAAACUGCCACCUCAACCAACACCGUCGCCGAUGGCCUUUUCCUCCGGUACCCCCCCACGCGCCAUCCGCCAAGCUCGGCGACGGAAAGGAAAAGCAAGGAAAGCUAACAGAGACCCAGAGAUGCGUGAGCUCAUCAAGAACAAGAGGAACCGGAAUAGGCUGAAUCGACCGGAUAUCGAUCUCUGGAAUAUCGAAGUUGGAUACCAGUUUCGGCAGGUGGUUUGUGUCCAUCGAAAUGGAAGUACCGUAUCACUCGGCCAGUGUCCCCACUGGAGCCUUCCGGAAACAUAUCAGUCCUGCCUGAUGUCCAAAGACUGUGCAGUAAGUGAAUGGGGCUCAUGGAGUCCCUGUUCUAAGACCUGCACAGACCCCAGCGCUCAGAAGGGCACACGAUUUCGCAGCCGACAGCUCGUACAGCUUCCUGUUGGAGCCGGGGCAGAGUGUCCUCAGCUGGAGGAACAUCAAGCCUGUGAGCCUGAGGGUACCGUUGUGCCACCCUGUGCCAUUUAUGCCUGGCGGACCUCAGAAUGGAGCGAAUGCCGCGUUGACGCACUGCUUAGCCAACAAGACCGCCGGCGUGGAAAUCAGACCGGCCUCUGUAGCGGAGGCUUGCAGACCAGAGAGGUUUACUGCAUCCAAGCCAAUGCUGAACUGCUCAACUACAUCAAUAACAAUAAAGAAAAACAAGAUGGCCAGUCUGUAAAUGGCCAGAUGCCUAGUGCCCCUCCCCUCCUCUCCAUCAGCUUUGAGAUCUCAGCAUCACAGCCCGUGGACAGCCGCUUAUGUACAGGAUCCUCUCCAAGUACCACGCAGCUAUGCCAUAUCCCGUGUCCCGUGGAGUGCGAAUUAUCCCCGUGGGGCGCCUGGGGACCCUGCACCUUUGAGAAUUGUGAUGAACGUGCCAUAAAGAAAGGAUUCAAGUUCAGACGACGAAAAGUCACUAAUAAUCCCACGGGUGGCGAGGGAAGCUGUCCUCAUCUGGUGGAGGCCAUCCCAUGUGAAGAUCCCACCUGUUUUAGCUGGCAGCUGGUUAAACUGGAGGACUGUGUUCCUGAAAAUGAUAUGGAGUGUGGUGGGGGCACCCAGAAUCCAGAGGUUCGCUGUGUCGACAGUGAAGGUAAAGAGGUGGAGAAGGAGAUGUGUGGUGAUGUUGUCUCUCCUGCACCUGUGCCCUGUACGGUCCCCUGCCCUAAAGACUGUGCCCUCAGUCUCUGGACACAAUGGUCCACCUGUUCCCAGACCUGCUCCAGCAAAACCGCCGAGGGCAAACAGAUGAGAACCCGAGCCAUUCUGGCUUACAAUGCAGGAGAAGGAGGUUCCGGUUGUCCGAACAGCAGCUCCCUGCAGGAGGUGCGCAACUGUAAUGAACAUCCAUGCGUGGUGUAUCACUGGCAGGUGGGUCCAUGGGGACAGUGUGUGGAGGACACCAGCUCAUCAACCCUCAACACAUCCUCCAACGCAGGAAAAACCACUUGCGCCCUGGGAAUGCAGACACGCAAGGUCAUCUGUGUUAAAGUCAACGUCGGACAAGUGCCACCCAAAAAAUGUCCGGAGGCUCCUCGUCCAGAAUCGGUGCGACCCUGUCUGCUACCCUGUAAGAAAGACUGUAUAGUAACACCAUACAGUGACUGGACACAAUGCCCAACGUCCUGUGAAGAAGGGGUAACUGGUCAGAAGACUAAACAGUCCCGGUAUCGAGUGGUCAUCCAGAUGGCUGCUAAUGGAGGUCAGGAGUGUCCAGAUGUCCUUAAUGAAGAAAGAGAUUGUGGCACACCAUCUAUCUGUCCAGGUUACAGGUGGAAAACACACAAGUGGCGUAAAUGUCAGCUGGUGCCGUGGAGCAUUCGUAGGGAUGCUAAAGGUGCGCAGGAGAACUGUGGUGCUGGAGUCCAAACACGAGCUAUCUCAUGUAGGCAGCUGGAUGGUACAUUGGUGGAUGUUGUGCAGUGUCUGAGGUCUGCGGGCAGUAUGCCCGAUGUAAGCCAGUCCUGCCAGUUACCCUGCAGGGACGACUGCCAGCUCACCAACUGGUCCAAGUUCUCUCCCUGCACCUCGGACUGCGUUGGGGUUCGAACGCGGAGGAGAGCUCUUGUCGGAAAGAGCAAGAAGAAGGAUAAAUGUAAGAACAGUCAGAUGUACCCACUGAGCGAGACCCAGUACUGCCCGUGUGAUAAAUACAACGCCCAGCCGGUGGGGAACUGGUCUGACUGUAUUCUGCCUGAGGGUCGUGUGGAAAGCGCUUCGGGCAUGAAGGUCCAAGGAGAUGUGAAGGAGUGCGGGCAGGGGUAUCGUUACCAAGCCAUGGUGUGCUAUGAUCAAGACAACAGGCUUGUGGAGACCUCACGCUGUAAUAGUCACGGUUAUAUAGAGGAGGCCUGCAUUGUUCCCUGCCCUUCCGAUUGUAAACUCAGCGAAUGGUCCAACUGGUCACGCUGCAGCAAAUCCUGUGGCAGCGGGGUCAAAGUUCGCUCCAAGUGGCUCAGAGAAAAGCCGUAUAAUGGAGGGCGACCCUGUCCCAAACUGGACCACCUUAACCAGGCACAGGUUUAUGAGGUGGUGCCGUGUGUCAGUGACUGCAGUCAGUACAUUUGGGUAGCUGAGCCCUGGAGCGUCUGGAAAGUGAGUAAUGUGGACCUGAAGGAGAACUGUGGUGAGGGUGUACAGACCAGAAGAGUCAGGUGUAUGUUAAAUACAGCGGACGGUCCCACUGAUGCAGUCGAGGACUAUCUGUGUGAUCCAGAGGAGAUGCCGCUGGGAACGAGGGAAAGCCGUCUGCCCUGCCCGGAGGACUGCGUGCUAUCUGACUGGAGCUCGUGGACCCCAUGUGACCUGCCGUGUACUGGAAGAGGAGAUCGUGAGAGGACUGCAUUCGCCAUUCGUCUGCCUAAAGAGGGAGAGGACUGUCCAGUAAGCAUGCAGACCGAACCCUGCCUACUGAACCGAAAUUGCUUUCACUUCAGUUACAACAUCACAGACUGGAGCACAUGCCAAUUAAGUGCCAACGCUGUGUGUGGAGUCGGUCUGAAGACGAGGAUGCUGGACUGCGUUAGAAGUGACGGCAAAUCCGUCGACCUCAAGUUUUGUGAAGAGUUGGGUUUGGAGAAGAAGUGGCAGAUGAAUGCUUCAUGUACGGUGGAGUGUCCUAUCAACUGCAAGCUCUCCGAAUGGUCGGCAUGGUCAGACUGUUCCCAGACCUGUGGUCUCGAUGGGAAGAUGUGGCGCAGACGGUCGGUGCUCCAGGCGUCUCAGGGAGAUGGCAGGCCGUGUCCGUCACAGAUGAAGCAGUGGAGGCCGUGUCCCGUUCAGCCCUGCUACAGAUGGCAGUACAGCCAGUGGUCAGAGUGUCGUGUUGAGGAGGUGGUGUGCGGGGUGGGCUUGCGUUUCCGGAACAUGUCCUGCUUUGUAUCAGACGGAUCCAGCGAGGGGAAAAGCAGCAUUGUAGAGGAGGAUCUGUGUUCUGGACUGGAACAGGCCGUUGAUGGAGAUAAAGACAUUGUUUUGGAGGAGACCUGCACCUUACCCUGCCCUGGUGACUGUUACCUGAUGGAGUGGUCCGACUGGAGCCUGUGUCAGAGCGUCUGCGUGAAGGGACAACUGUUGGACUUUCCUGCAGUUCAGGUGCGGUCACGUGCCGUUAUCGCUCAGGAACCAGAAAACAUCGCUCAGUGCCCCGAUCAGGAGUGGCAGACGCGGCCUUGCAGCGAUGGUGAAUGUUUCGAGUACAGAUGGAUGAGCGGUUCUCAACUCAUCUGGUGUGAACGCUCAGAUGGAUUAAAUGUAACAGGUGGAUGUCCUCCGACCCGACCGCCAGGGUCAGAUCAGUCAUGUGAUCCAUUUUGUGACAAGCCGCAGUCAUUCUGUUCUGAGGAGGGCCUGUGUGUGUGCGAGGAGGGUUAUACUGAAGUGUUGACUGCUGAGGGACUUAUAGAGCAAUGUGCACCAAUCCCAGUGCUCGAAAUCCCAACGGCAGGGGACAAGAAGGCCGAUGUCAAGACCAGCCGAGCCAUCAACCCCACCUUUCCCACUACGGUCCAACCCGGCCGUGUCGGGCGCACUUGGUACCUGCAACCCUUUGGACCAGACGGUAAGCUGAAGACAUGGGUUUACGGUGUGGCGGCAGGUGUUUUCGUCCUUCUGGUCUUUAUAGUGUCCAUGAUUUACCUUGCAUGCAAAAAGCCAAAGAAACCUCAGCGAAGACAAAACAAUAACAGACUGAAACCUCUGACCCUGGCGUAUGACGGUGAUGCUGACAUGUAGCUCAUCCUGGAGACCACAAAACAUCAUCAACCUUCUGCAGAUGUGGGAAUCUCAACAAAACACAAAUGUGAGAUUAACAAAAGAAACUCAUUCUUCAAGUUUUGGGAGAUCAGUACUGGACACUUUGCUUAAAUCCAACUUACAAGAAAAACAUUCAUGGAUCACCGGAGAUAAAACAAAACUUCACGCUUGUUUCUACUCUACAUUCUCAUUCUGAAAGAGCCUUUACAAUAACGCCUUUGUUUCAGUUCAUUAUUGUGCAACUACAAUCAAGUUUUUGGUCAUCUGCGAUUGGUCUGACUUCUCUCUAGGAUUUUAUCAGCGCAAUUUUUUGGUUUCCUGUUUUUAGGAAUUUUUGAGGAAGGUUAUUGCAUAAACAAUGUCAACACAUAAACAAAGAGAAUAAUAAUAAACUCUUACUUCAAAUAUCACUUAGAUUUGCUCACCGAACUUUUCGAGAAGCGGCUUUUCUAUGGAAAGUGAAAGUUUCCAGACAAAUCCUGGUUUUCCUGGAUCUCCGUUCUGAUUCCAGGUUUUUGUGCACUAUAUUAGUGCAGCACCGUUUGCCAUUGAACAAUGUCUGAAACAACGAUUCUUUAAGAAAAGAAAACAUGAAACACAAUGAUGUGUAUAAAUAAAUCUCAGUCAGUGUUGGAAUCUUUAAAGACCUGAUGUCCUUCAGUCAUCACUUAUUGUGCAAUGUAUCAUUUCUAUAAUGUGUCUUCUUGUUUGUUUUUAGUUUUACAUUACAUAAUUUAUAUAUAAAUAUUUAAUUGGAUGAGAAAUGGUUGUGCCAGUAUAAUGAUGUUUGGUGGGCGCGGGUUAUACAUGUGUCAAGACAAUGGGUCUCUUGAUAAGACCAAUCAUUUCUGCCUUAUUAUUGAUUAAGAAAUAUGGAAGGUGUCUCAGUAUUGUUGCCAAAUCCUCACAAAACAAUGUCAUAGGUCAUACAAAAAUACACUGCCCCCAAAAUGUAUUUGAACACUUCAAAAUGCCCAUAUAUCACAGUUAGUUGAAUCUGCAGAUACAUGAUGCAAAAGCUUCUCAUAACAUAACAUAAAUAAUUUUUAGUGGCUGUAUGAAGUUAGUUUCCCUGUGUGAAGGGCAAAUUGCUGUCCUAACAGAGUAACCUCAGGUUUAUUUCUUCACAUUAACUUGUUGAACUAAUAGUCGACAACCAGAAACUAUCCAAACCUGUUGUUUUAUCAUUGAUGUGUUGCUUUUAAAACAUGCUUGUGAUUUAAAAUAAAAUAGCACAUAGAGUUAUCUAAUACAAUGACAUUCAUGACUUAAGUAUGCAAAUUCUUUUUUAGGGCCACUGUUCGUGUGUAGCACUUUGGUCUGACCAAAAAAAUUAAUUAAUUUUAUAUAUAUAUAUGGAAAUAUAUAUAUGGAAAUAUUCAGGUCAUGGUCGAUUUAAUGUCAAAAACUGUCCCAAUCUGCCUAAAUUCACUCUGUAUAGUACAUAAGGAUGAAAUGUACGUUUCCAAAAAGUAUUUUUAAUAAAUUAUUGCUGUUUGAUAUAUAUAAAAGCUUAGAUAAUGAAAUCUAAAUUGGAUUUGAAUUUAAAAAGCAAUUAUAAUUGUAGCCUAUUCAUAAAACAACUUGAAUACCAUAAUAUCAUAUGUAAUAGAUACUUUGAAUUGAUCAACUUUCUCAUUAUAACCCCAUUUAUUCAGUUUAGUGUGGCUCAUUUCGCCUGGACGUCCUGCUAAUAGCUGGUAAAAUAGUUUUAUUUGUAAAUAAAUGAAUAUUCAUUUCAUCCUACGAGUUAUUUUUUAUCGCACAGAAAUGUUUAAUAUAUAUUGCAAAGUGAUAUCACAGAUUUCUUUUUUUUUUCAUGUUGUAAAGUUUCGAGGUCUUUUGUACAGCUUGUUUAUGUUUUAUGAUGACCUUCAGAAAAUAAAUAUUCGUGUAUUAUAAUGUGU
This is a messenger RNA of Paramisgurnus dabryanus, 7157 nucleotides long. RefSeq names its product thrombospondin, type I, domain containing 7Ab (gene thsd7ab). Lineage: Eukaryota; Metazoa; Chordata; Actinopteri; Cypriniformes; Cobitidae. The record is from RefSeq and is a predicted model, not a curated record.